AUGCUCUCCUCUGCCAUCCCGAGGUUGUGCGCGUGGUACGGCCCCGUCAGUCCGUCAGCCGUGGUCGACGUCUGUCUCAGUGGUGGUGGAUGGGUGGGUGCAGGUCGAGGCGCUGCUCGGCGAGAUCGAGCGGGUGACGCGCCGAGGCGGCCUGUACCUAUGCAUCAGCCAAUCGGACAAGCGCGCCUUUUACUUCGAGGACCAUUUCGGGCACAGCUGCGACGGGAGGCGUGGGCCAAGGCCGAGGAGUCUCCGAUGGGGCACCUCAACCCGGUGCCCUUCUUCCACCUCUACGCCCUCUCCCUUACUCUCCACCAGUAA
Molecule: messenger RNA, 321 nt
Organism: Acanthamoeba castellanii str. Neff
Lineage: Eukaryota; Discosea; Longamoebia; Acanthamoebidae
Exons: 2
Coding region: 1-321 (106 amino acids)
Source: RefSeq, a predicted model, not a curated record